CGUUCGCGAUCGACAUCCGCGGCGUGCCGGAGGGGUUCAUCUGGUACAACGGCACGGCGCCGGUGUACCGGAACGGGCCGUGGAACGGCCUGCGGUUCAGCGGCGAGCCGGAGAUGGCGCCGGACAACGGCAACUUCCAGUUCGAGUUCGUGGCCAACGGCACCGACGCAUACUUACACGUUCCUGGUAGACGACGGCGGCGGCGGCGGCAACGUGGUCUCGAGGUUCGUGCUGAACCAGUCGAGCCUGCAGCGCUACGUGUGGCUGCAGCAGCAGCAGGCGUGGAGCCUCUACUGGUCGCUGCCCCGGGACCCGUGCGACGGCUACGCGCAGUGCGGCGCCUACGGCGUCUGCGACGCCAGCGCCUCGCCGAUGUGCGGCUGCCCCGCCGGGUUCACGCCGGCCUCGCCGCGGGAGUGGGCGCUGAGGGACGGCUCGGCCGGGUGCGCGCGCAGGACGCGGCUCAACUGCACCGGGGACGGCUUCCUGCCGCUGCGGGGCGUCAAGCUGCCCGACGCCACGAACGCGACGGCGGACGCCAGCGUCAGCCUCGAUCAGUGCCGGCAGCGGUGCCUGGCGAACUGUUCUUGCCUGGCGUACUCUGCGUCCAGCAUAAAGGGGGGCGAGAGCGGCUGCAUCAUGUGGAGCUCGUCGUUGAUCGACAUCCGGCGGUUUGAAUCCGGCGGGCAGAAUCUGUUUGUUCGUCUCGCGGCGUCCGAUUUACCUUCCAAUGGAGACAAUCCCAGCAGGAGAAACACAGCACUUGCUGUUGUCCUCAGCUUAUCCGGUCUUCUUCUUCUCGGCAUCGGCGUAUUCUUUCUGUGGACUAAGUUCUUCAGAAACAAAGAAAGGUAA
Molecule: messenger RNA, 855 nt
Organism: Triticum dicoccoides
Lineage: Eukaryota; Viridiplantae; Streptophyta; Magnoliopsida; Poales; Poaceae
Product: receptor-like serine/threonine-protein kinase SD1-8
Exons: 3
Biological process (GO): recognition of pollen
Source: RefSeq, a predicted model, not a curated record